ACAUGUGGACUCCUGAUGAGUUUAGGAGCUUCCUGGAGGACUUUUCCCGCUGGAACCCGUCAGUGGAGCCGACAGACAGCAGGACGAAGCUGAUGAAGACGCUCAUGCACUCCUGCAGAAAACAGCCAAUGAGGAACGAGAUCGCCUCCGGGUCAAAGACGGAUCAGGCUGUGAACGCCAUUUGGGCUGCCAUGGUGUACCACACGCCAGCCCUCAGCCACGCCCUGCAGGCCUACGUUAAUCAGGACUGCAAAUCCUGUCUGAGCGAAGACUUCGUGCAGGUGUAUUCGCUGGCCGACAGCAUCCGAACGUGGAUG
Molecule: messenger RNA, 317 nt
Organism: Plectropomus leopardus (leopard coralgrouper)
Lineage: Eukaryota; Metazoa; Chordata; Actinopteri; Perciformes; Serranidae
Source: RefSeq, a predicted model, not a curated record